Molecule: messenger RNA, 1451 nt
Organism: Bombus pyrosoma
Lineage: Eukaryota; Metazoa; Arthropoda; Insecta; Hymenoptera; Apidae
Product: aldo-keto reductase family 1 member B1-like
Exons: 7
Coding region: 321-1280 (319 amino acids)
Cellular component (GO): cytosol
Molecular function (GO): aldose reductase (NADPH) activity
Source: RefSeq, a predicted model, not a curated record
GCAAAAAAGCCAUAAUGAACAUAUCUAUGUAACAUACAUGUAUGUAAACAUUUUUUUAUGUUAGCAUCAUAAUAAAUAAUAUUUGAUCAUUGCUACAUUUCAUUAUAUGGAUGGAUUCUCAUGAAAAAAGUGUCAUUAGGGCACCAAUACAGAAAUGUAACAACACUAAUGGUUUUGUGCGAAAACCAGGGGAAAUCUGAAAACGACCACCAUAUUGGUGAACUUGCCGAACAGCCCGAUUUCGAUGAUUUUGAAAUAUGUUUUGAACAUUCUCUAUGAGAGUGAUUGAUAUAGCAUGUUGCAGUAACAACUGUUAAAGGAUGGCUGUACCUACGCAUACUUUAAGUAAUGGGCAAAAAAUCCCUGUCUUAGGACUUGGUACUUGGCAAGCUGGAGACAAUCCAGGUGCUGUUGAACAAGCAGUGCGAGACGCGGUGGAUGCCGGUUACAGGCAUUUUGACUGCGCUUAUAUCUACUGCAAUGAAAAGGAAGUUGGCAAAGCUCUACGCGAUAAGAUUGCAGAGGGUGUGAUAAAACGAGAAGAUUUAUUUAUAACAACAAAGUUAUGGAAUUCGAUGCACAGGAAAGAAUUGGUAGUACCAGCGUGCAAAAAAUCACUUGAAAAUUUCGGAUUCGAUUAUGUUGAUCUUUAUCUUAUUCACUGGCCCAUGGGAUUUGAUGAAAAUUCUGAAGGUCUGUGGCCAGUUGAUGAGAAAGGUAAUCCCAUGUAUGGAGACGUGGAUUAUCUCGAUACGUGGCGAGCAAUGGAAGAAUGUGUAAAGCUGGGAUUAACUAAAAGUAUAGGUCUUAGCAACUUUAACUCCCAACAGAUCGAUCGUGUUUUAUCGAUCGCCCAAAUCAAACCUGUCAUGUGUCAAGUGGAGUGCCAUCCAAACUUAAAUCAGAAAAAACUACGUGAUUUCUGCACGCAACGUAACAUAUCUAUCACGGCUUACAGCCCAUUCGGUUCUCCUAAGCGUACUUGGGCGAAACCUGGCGAUCCACAAGUUACCAUCGAAUCAGCAGAAAUAAUUGCGAUUAGCAAAAAGUAUGGGAAGACUCCGGCGCAAGUUGUUUUACGAUACUUGAUCGACAUUGGUACCAUUCCUAUACCUAAGUCUAGUUCGAAGGAACGUAUUAAGGAAAACAUCAAUAUCUUCGAUUUUAAGUUAACAUCACAGGAAAUUGCAACCAUCAAUACACUUGACCGUGGAAUUCGUAUUUGUCCUGCUGCAGAGUAUAAGGGACACAAGGACUAUCCGUUCACUAUAGAAUUCUAAAAGAGAAAAUAGAUUCACUAUUUUACAUAACUGCCUUAUUCUAUUAAAUAAUUCGUUAAACAUUUUGUUUUAUUAAACGUAUAUUAUAUAUACAAGAACAUAUAUUCUAUGUAAUUUUCGUUCAUGCUUGUAAUUAAUUCUAUUUUUAAUAAAUCAUUGUUAUAAGAAGAA